Messenger RNA from Silurus meridionalis, 694 nucleotides. RefSeq names its product protein FAM50A-like. The transcript is spliced from 9 exons. Gene Ontology annotation, cellular component: nucleus. Gene Ontology annotation, biological process: chromatin organization. The record is from RefSeq and is a predicted model, not a curated record. Bases 67 to 621 code for a protein of 184 amino acids. NCBI's taxonomy places the organism in Eukaryota, Metazoa, Chordata, Actinopteri, Siluriformes, Siluridae.
UUUGCCGGAUUAUCCCGAUCUCUGCAGACACCCCAGUUAAGAAAAAGAGGCUGGGGAAGAACCCUGAUGUCGACACCAGCUUUCUUCCAGACAGGAAAAGAGAGGAGGAGGAAAAUCGCCUCAGAGAAGAGCUUAGAUAGGAAUGGGAGCGGAAACAGAAGAAAAUCAAGGAUGAAGAAGGGCAAUACUAUUCAACAGUUUCUCCAAAGUGCCCUGGAAGUUCAAAGAAAAGACUUCAGUGAGUUAAGAUUUGCUCGAGUGGAGAAGCUUAUGUAUAUUAAGGAGGAUUUAAUCAUCUCUCAUCACCACAGCUUCUAUGACUUCAUUGUGACAAAAGCUAGAGGCAAAAGUGGGCCACUUUUCAGUUUUGAUGUUCAUGAUGAUAUUCGAUUGGUAAAUGAUGCUACAAUUGAGAAAGAUGAGUAUCAUGCAGGAAAAGUGGUUCUGAGGAGCUGGUUUGAAAAAAAUAAACACAUAUUUCCUGCCAGCCGCCGGGGGCCUUAUGAUCCAGAAAAAAAUGGGACAAAUACAGGAUCAGAUGAAGCAGUUCUUCCAUGUGGUUUUCAAAAUCUCUUGCAGUUUAUUUUUUCUUCUCGAAGAUAUCAUAUGCACUAUCAUUAAGAUAUUCUAAAGCUGUUGUGUGCAUUGUAUCUCUAACAUGUCAUACUUAUUAAAUGACCUUAAACAAUUUACA